AUGUCCACAAAUAAAGUAAACAAAGAAAGAACUUUCCUUGCUGUUAAACCAGACGGUGUUGCUCGUGGUUUAGUUGGUGAAAUCAUCGCCAGAUACGAAAAGAAAGGUUUCGUUUUAGUUGGUUUAAAACAAUUAGUUCCAACCAAAGACUUAGCUGAAUCUCACUAUGCUGAACACAAAGAAAGACCAUUCUUCGGUGGUUUAGUCUCAUUCAUUACCUCUGGUCCAGUCGUUGCUAUGGUCUUCGAAGGUAAAGGUGUUGUUGCCUCUGCCCGUUUAAUGAUCGGUGUUACCAACCCAUUAGCCUCAGCCCCAGGUUCAAUUCGUGGUGAUUUCGGUGUUGAUGUUGGUAGAAACAUCAUCCACGGUUCUGAUUCAGUUGAAUCUGCCAACAGAGAAAUUGCUUUAUGGUUCAAACCAGAAGAAUUAUUAACUGAAGUUAAACCAAACCCAAAUUUAUACGAAUAA
This is a messenger RNA of Dictyostelium discoideum AX4, 468 nucleotides long. It is a transcript of the gene ndkC-1, whose product is annotated as nucleoside diphosphate kinase. Gene Ontology annotation, biological process: UTP biosynthetic process; CTP biosynthetic process; GTP biosynthetic process. The record is from RefSeq and is a predicted model, not a curated record. NCBI's taxonomy places the organism in Eukaryota, Evosea, Eumycetozoa, Dictyosteliales, Dictyosteliaceae. The transcript is spliced from 3 exons. Bases 1 to 468 code for a protein of 155 amino acids. Gene Ontology annotation, molecular function: nucleoside diphosphate kinase activity. Gene Ontology annotation, cellular component: cytoplasm.